Messenger RNA from Prunus dulcis (almond), 1429 nucleotides. Its product is annotated as dof zinc finger protein DOF3.5. Gene Ontology annotation, biological process: regulation of DNA-templated transcription. The record is from RefSeq and is a predicted model, not a curated record. Gene Ontology annotation, molecular function: DNA binding; DNA-binding transcription factor activity. Lineage: Eukaryota; Viridiplantae; Streptophyta; Magnoliopsida; Rosales; Rosaceae. The coding region runs from base 491 to 1429 and encodes 312 amino acids. The transcript has a single exon.
ACUCAAGUACUUGAAACAAACUAGUAAUCGGUGAAGAUGAAAGAAGAAUUCUCAUUUCUAAUAUGGGAAAAACUCUCAACACACAACAUCAUGUGUGGCGUGACUUAAUCUCUUAUUGAAACUGCUACAAUAUUUUAAUAGACUUCAGAGUAUCUAAUUCAAAUCAAUUGAUCGGAGUAAAACGGAAGGCAAUAAUUAUAUUUGGUAAAAUCACACUAUUACAUUAUCGAUGUGAGAGAAUAUUUCAACACACACUGCUAGAAUGCAAUGUGCACGGGGUGGUGUACUAUACACUUCUUUCUUAAUUAUACUCUAUCCCAUAUAAGUGUAUUGAAAGUACUAUUACAUUUACAUAUACAGCCCAACUGAGCAUUCUCUCUCUCUCUCUCUCUCUCUCUCUCUCUCUCUCUCUCUGUGCAACUUUGCAAGAGAGAGUAGGGUGUGUGGGAGAUUUUGAUGAAGCCUAUGCGGACUUGGGUCACAAUUGGUGAUGGAGAGAGCAGGAUGGAAGCCAAACGAUGAUCAUCAUCAGAUAACUCCAAAUUGUCCCCGGUGUGGUUGUUCCAACACCAAGUUUUGUUACUACAACAACUAUAGCUUAACUCAACCAAGGUACUUCUGCAAGGGCUGUAGGAGGUACUGGACCAAGGGUGGGUCCCUCAGAAACGUCCCGGUAGGAGGCGGCUGCCGGAAAAACAGAAGAGGGUCCAAGUCAUUAAGGCUAUCCACCACUGCCACAGGCACAGAAGGUCAUGUUCAUCAAUCUAAUAAGAGUACUAGUAAUUUGGGUAGUUAUGGGGGUACUGUUCACAAUUCAUUUGGCAGCAAUGUAAUUAUGAACAACUCAUUGGGUGAUUCCACAAGCUCCUCAGUAAGUCAAGAUGGUUCAAGUAUUGAUCUUGCACUUGUUUAUGCAAAUUUCUUGAACCAAAAGCCAGACGAUUCGAAUAGCACUGGAUCUGAUCAUCAGCUGCCAGAAUUACCUAGUGAAUUCGAUCCAGCUGCACUAGAUUUUUCAAGCAUGGCAUUGAACAUGAACAAUGCAAGCUCAGGAGGCAACAUUAGUAGCAUUCAAUUAAUGGAAGAUCAUCAAAAUGGUCUUGUUGGGUCACUUGGAUGCCACACUGAAAAUUGUAGCACCAAUGAACUCAUGUACUUUGGUGGAUUGGACCCAUUAAUUCAUCAUCAUGAGAAGCAUCAUCAUCAAAUUCAAGAUGCAAGUGAUUUUGGGUUGCCACCAAUAUUGCCAGUAGGCCAAGAGGAGGCAUUGUGGUCUACUUCUCAAAUGAUGGCUCAUGCAAGUCAUACUAUGCAAGCUGCUACACCACUACUAGGUGGAAGGCCAGAAGCUCAUGAUCCAAACCUCUUAAUUGGUAGUUGUUGGAGCCCAUUUGAUUUGCCAUGUAAUGAAACUUUCUCCAGGACUUGA